Labeo rohita (rohu) is the source of this 3326-nucleotide messenger RNA. It is a transcript of the gene nr1d4b, whose product is annotated as nuclear receptor subfamily 1, group D, member 4b. Gene Ontology annotation, molecular function: zinc ion binding; RNA polymerase II cis-regulatory region sequence-specific DNA binding; nuclear receptor activity. NCBI's taxonomy places the organism in Eukaryota, Metazoa, Chordata, Actinopteri, Cypriniformes, Cyprinidae. Bases 598 to 2343 code for a protein of 581 amino acids. The transcript is spliced from 8 exons. Gene Ontology annotation, biological process: positive regulation of transcription by RNA polymerase II; negative regulation of transcription by RNA polymerase II; hormone-mediated signaling pathway. The record is from RefSeq and is a predicted model, not a curated record.
GCUCACAUGCAGCGGUCGCAUGCAGCAGGCAUUCCAAUGGCAAACGAGUCCACGCUCAGUCAUCUGCCACUGAGAGCAGAGAGAAGGAGGAGGCAGGAAGGAGCAGCAGCUAUACUACAGCAGCCUGACUGAGAAGGAAAAGAAAGAGGGCGUGUGAAAGGAGUCACAGUUUUUGGCAUACAAAAACACAAACAAUUUAAAGGGCAAAGAAAGGAGGGGGAAAGCUCAGUCACAUUUCUAAGACACCUGAAAACGUGUUUGUGUAUGUGAUGCUUGUGCAUGGCUCAAACUAGUUGUACAGCUCUGCCUUGGAGAACGGUGCCAGCACAUUUGCUCUGAUUGUUUUGGAGGAAUACGCUACUGUAUUGCACACGAUACAGUCUUUAAGGACAUCUUUCAAAGAGUGAGGACGGCUCAUUGCCCUGCUUACCUGAAGGACAUUAUAGAUUACAUUAUAGAGUGCACUUCUUUUUCGAGACAUUUCCUAACAGACUUCUUGAAGUUCUCAUCUGUGUGAAGGGAAUUUCAAGCACGCUGAAAAUUAUAGACGCGACUCAGAUACCUGCAUUUCCUUCAUUAACACUCGGAACAGACACCAUGGACGGGAGUCCAGGUGGAGGAGUGAUUCUAUAUGCAAGCUCAACAGGAAGCGCCAGCCCCAGUCCAGGAAGCCCAUCCAGUGGGUACCAGACACAGUCUCCAGCCUCUCAACCCUCAUCCCCAGAGGAGGUAUCUUUCACUGAGCUUGGCGCCCUUAAAAAACAUCCAGCUGGAAGCAAUGGAAGUUCUGCAGGGGCCAACAAACUGGUUUUCCAAUUUCCAGAAGUAAGCAGUGCUACUGCUGUAAACCCAGUUACCCCAACCGUAACAUCAUCAGGGCAAAACACCUACUCUCAUCCAAUGGUUGGCAGACGACCCAGUGGGUUCACGGGUACCUUUACCAAAACAGGAGGUAUGGUGUUGCUUUGCAAAGUAUGUGGGGAUAUUGCAUCAGGAUUUCACUAUGGUGUCCAUGCAUGUGAGGGAUGCAAGGGUUUCUUCCGCCGCAGUAUCCAGCAGAACAUCCAUUAUAAGAUGUGUGUGAAGAAUGAAAACUGUCUGAUCAUGAGGAUGAACCGCAAUCGCUGCCAGCACUGUCGAUUUAAGAAGUGCCUCUCUGUCGGCAUGUCCAGAGAUGCUGUGCGAUUUGGGCGCAUCCCGAAACGUGAGAAACAGCGCCUACUGGAGGAAAUGCAGAGUUACAUGAACAGCCUUAAUGAAUCAGCAUCCAUGGACAUCAACUGUAAUACACCCACCGAGACUACUACCAGCCCUGAAGAUGGCCAGUCAGAGGAGGCCAUUGGUGUUAUCUCUCAAGCUUAUCGCAAUAUCUUUGUGAACGGGGAGAAGUUGUUAGUGAAGGUUAAUGAUGACAACAUUAAUAAAAACAAUCCUUCUUCCUUCCGUCAUAAUCCAAUACAAGAAUCUGGCUACAGCCAGUCUCACCCACACCCAAACAUCUCAUCCCAAGAACAUUCCAUCCAUUCCACAACAAGCUGUCUACCCCAGUCCAGAUGUCCGGUCACCAACCAUAACAACAAACCGACAACCCAUGUUAUGGACAACAGUCACUAUAACUUCCCACAGUCCUCAAGUCCCCACAGUCCCAGCCAGGGAACUACACCUCCUCAAAGCUAUCCAUCAAAGCACAACAAUUAUUCCACUCAGACGUCUUGUCCUUGGAGACUGAGCCCUGGUGCUAAAGUUCUGGCAUGUCCUCUCAAUGCAUGCCCCGUCUCCCCAGCAAGUCACUCCAGUCAACAGGUCUGGGAGAGUUUCUCCCAGUGCUUCACUCCAGCUGUUAAAGAAGUGGUUGAAUUUGCCAAGAGCAUUCCAGGGUUUCAGGCCCUGAGUCAACAUGAUCAGGUCAUGCUGCUGAAGGCAGGAACCUUUCAGGUUCUAAUGGUGAGGUUCUGCUCGCUGUUUAAUGCCAAGGAACGUACUGUAACAUUCCUAAAUGGUCAGACCUACCCGUUGGCAUCACUACGAGUGCUAGGGAUGGGUGGCCUACUCGACGCCAUGUUUGAGUUCAGUGAGAAGCUGGGGAACAUGGGUCUGGAGGCAGAUGAGAUGGCCCUCUUCAUGGCUGUAGUGCUGGUUUCUGCAGAUCGUUCAGGUAUCUCAGAUGUGGGAGCCGUAGAGCAGCUCCAAGAGGAUUUGAUCGGCGCUCUUCGCGCUCUCAUCACUCGCCGAAGACCAGAAGACAGCUCACUCUUCCCCAAACUCCUGCUACGUCUGCCUGACCUCCGUACCCUCAACAACCAGCACUCCGAGAAACUCCUCGCCUUCCAUAUUGACCCCUAAAAACAAAAAGAGACAAUUACCAGAGUCUACACAUUGAUAAUAAGGGGUCGAAACACAGAUUCAGGGUGCUCUUGUACAAAUAAGCCAUGCAUAAUUCAGGAUAAACAUCUGAUUUUUGACUAGCACUUACACAGACACCUCAGACUUGCUCCACCACAAGAAAAAAAAAGACAUUGAACUUUUCCAGUGUAAUAUAAGAAGUAUAGAAGUACAGAGCAGAUGCUGGACAUUUGGACUUUUUAGGAGUGUUUUCAACAAAAACUAAAAACAGAGGAAGAUGGUAUAGAUUUUUCUUUCUACAAAGACGAUUGACAAGAUCAUGAGGUGGUGGAUGUUUUUAAACAAUGCUGUUUUGUAAACAGUGUUUUUCAGUGUCAAGAUCAGUGUCGGUAUAAAGUUUUGGAAUGUUAUAAGUAAUUUUCUCACUCCGGAUGCUAUGCAUUUAUCAUCAUGUUGUUCAAAACAUUGUACAAAUUUUCAGAUAAACUUCUCAUAUUGCAUUUUCAGCUAUUUAAAUUCAAUUGCACAAUUCAUUAAUUUCAUUUAACACAUUCUUGUAUCUCUUUGUGGACCUUUAUAAAUAUUGUUUAUUGCUUAGGCAGUCAAAACCUUGGUUGUAAAAAAAAAAACAUGUAUUAUAAUUGAAAUAUAUGAUAGUUUCUUAUAACUGUAUAAUACUGUAGUAUGUAUUCUUGUAUGGUAAUAUCAUGACAGUACCAGGGACAAUGAGUCGUUUAAUGAAGAAAGGACGGCUGAACGUGUAUUUACAAGAGCUUUGCAUGGAUAUGGUUUAUUCUACCCUUUGCAGUUCAGAAUUUUCUGAGUGUCUUGUAUCAGAGGGUGGGUUAGCAGCAAAGUGGACUUUGCCAUGUCUACACAAAUUCAGUUCAUUUAUUUCAUGUGCAUCUAAAUGUAUAUUUGGUAAAUGUAUUAUGUAUAUCUUUUUACAUAGAGAUUAUGUGAUAAUAAAACUUACCUUUCAA